CCAGUCCUACAGCAUUAGUUUACAAGUUGAGUAGGUGGUGGUGUUGCAGAAGGCGAGCGACCGUGGAGUUGUAGUUCGUUUAUAGCCUAAGUUUAGCUUUUAAGUUCUGUCGCUUUUACUUUGGCUUCAAAAUUCAUAAAAGUUAUAUGAUUUUGUGAAUAUAAUCUUGAUAUACUGAAUAUUAUCUAAGUUUCAUGAGCUAUGGUUGAACACAGGGCUUAAUCUAAAAGCCUAUGGAAAAAUCCCAAUGGCUUUUUGUCGAGUGCGCUUGGAUCCGCCUACAAAGUGACGUCAUAGCCCCCACACUCUAUUGUACUGCGGUUACUGUACAGCGAUCUUCCUGCGUCCAGAAAUCAGAUUCCGCACAUCAGAGACUUAGUUUUGAAUAAAAGGAAAUAAAACUAGUUUCCAAUGAAGAAGGCAGUGCUUUUUAGUUUGUGGGGUGUUGUUGUUACACCCCAUGUUGCCCAGACGUUUCAGAAGUUUGAGGAAACUACUGGUAUCUCGAGGGGUUUCAUAAAGAAUGUAAUUGCAAAACUUGGCAGUGAGAAUGCACUGUAUCUCUUGGAGAAAGGAAAAGUCAGCCUGACUCAGAUGAUUCCUGAGUUUGAAGCUGAGUGUCAGAAGAUCGCGGCCGAUCAGGGACUUUCUUUACCUGCACAAUUCUCAGCUCAGAAGCUUUUCAGUGACAUUGGGCAGGUAGAAUUCAACAAGCCUUUUCUUGAUGCUGCAGCUGUCCUCCGUCGACAUGGCAUCUCUACCUGUGUCCUGGCCAAUAUCUGGGUGGAUGACACUGAUCAGAGAGAUGGCGUGGCUAGGAUUCUCUCCAUACUGGAAAGCCAUUUUAACCUGGUUGUGAGAUCUUGCUAUGCCGGUGUCAGAAUCCCAGAGCCAGACAUCUUUACCAGUGCCCUUGAAAAACUUGCGCUUAAACCUCAAGAAGCAGUCUGGCUGGAUGUGGAUGAAGAAAGUAUCAAGGCAGCUGAAGGUUUGGGAAUGACGGCUGUUCAAGUCAAGGACAUCACUGAGGCUCUUAAGGAAAUCAAGAAGCUUACAGAAAUAGAGGUCACCGGUGAUCUCCACCCACCCUCUUGUGAUCCUGAAAAUGUCUCUCAUGGAUAUGUGAAUAUUAAGCCUGGCGUGAGGAUCCACUAUGUGGACUUAGGAGACGGACCGCCUGUUCUCCUGUGCCAUGGCUUCCCUGAGAGUUGGUUUUCCUGGAGGUAUCAGAUUCCGGCUUUGGCCAAUGCUGGAUUCAGGGUUCUAGCUCUUGACAUGAAAGGUUACGGUGACUCCACUGCUCCACCAGUUCAGGUGGAUGUUGGCAGCUCAUUCCACCAGAGAGGAACAGAGAGGGUGAAGGAUCUGGUGACAUUUUUGGAUAAAAUGGGCAUCCCACAGGUGAUUCUGGUGGGUCAUGACUGGGGCGGUGCUCUGGUGUGGAACAUGGCACAGUUCCAUCCUGAGAGAGUGAGGGCCGUGGCGUCUCUCAACACACCUCUUUUUCCUGUGGAUCCAAAAACAAAUCCAAAGGAGAAACUCAAGGCCAUACCGAUCUUUGAUUACCAGAUCUAUUUCCAGAAUCCUGGUGUUGCAGAGGCUGAACUGGAGAAAAACCUUGAGCGAACCUUCAAACUGAUGUUCAUUGCAAGUAAUGAAACUAAAUCAUUUCCUAGCACCGCAGGAGUCUGCCAGAGAGGUGGAUUGUUUGUGGGGUCACCUGAAGAUCCACCCCGCAGUGCUAUUCUGAGCAAGUCCGCGCUGCAGUACUACAUUCAGCAGUUCACCAAGAGCGGCUUCAGGGGUCCUCUGAACUGGUACCGUAACGGGGAGAAGAACUGGCAUUGGAUGUGUUCCAGGCCGAGGGGCAAGAUCAUGAUGCCAGCUUUAAUGGUGACUGCAGGAAAGGACCCUGUUCUUCUGCCAGCCUUUGCCAAAGGCAUGGAGAACCUGGUCCCCAACCUCACCAGAGGCCACAUUGAGGAGUGUGGACACUGGACUCAGAUGGAGAGGCCUGCAGAGCUCAAUAAAAUCCUCAUCUCCUGGCUGAAGGAAACACAGCAGAAAGCCUCUAUCCCUGUUCAUCCCAAGUUAUGAGAGCAUGAUCUUGAUUUAACUAUACGCAGGCUAAAGUGCACUAAUAUCCAGGCUUGCUGAUUGCAUAAUAAUAAUCCAUUGUCAUGUGAGUGGAUUUCAGUAGUCCAGUGCUUUUUAUCUGAUGUCUUUUAUAAUAUGCUGCAAUAAUGAACAGACUUUUUAAGGCAGUGUCUGUAGCUCAGAUAAGCUCAUAUUUACAUUUUGUGUGAACAGCAUCUGUCACUGUUUGCACUUAGUGUAAAUAGCCACUGCCUUUUUUAAUGUAAUAUUGAUGAAUGUCACAUUUUAUUAUGAAUCGUUUUUAUUAACAGCUUGCUUUGCUAAAUAAAACCAAUAAAUAAUCCUUUGCUUUGUAAUAAACUGAAUCAAUACUGCUUUACAAGAAUCAUUAAUUGUAUAUUGUUUGCUACAAACAUUGAUAUUUUGGCCUGAACAAUUACUCUAAUUGGCCAUUUUUUGAUUAGUGGCAUCAGCCAAUAAGUUUAUUUCAGAAUUUAAUUUAACAGAAGUGGUCAUUUCUACUCACUGUCUGUCAGUUCUAGAAACAUAAAGCAAACCUUUAUGGA
Messenger RNA from Cyprinus carpio (common carp), 2663 nucleotides. It is a transcript of the gene ephx2, whose product is annotated as epoxide hydrolase 2, cytoplasmic. NCBI's taxonomy places the organism in Eukaryota, Metazoa, Chordata, Actinopteri, Cypriniformes, Cyprinidae. Gene Ontology annotation, biological process: phospholipid dephosphorylation; cholesterol homeostasis. Gene Ontology annotation, cellular component: peroxisome. Gene Ontology annotation, molecular function: lipid phosphatase activity; magnesium ion binding. Bases 412 to 2097 code for a protein of 561 amino acids. The record is from RefSeq and is a predicted model, not a curated record. The transcript is spliced from 20 exons.